GGAUAUAUUUGUGUGCAAUACGCAGAAAAAGCCGGGUACAACUUCGUGGGUUUUUUCAAUUGGGUACUCCGGUGAGGGACCUGCAGGCAGAGAGAAAAGGGAAAGGAACCAAGAAAGAGCACCAAACACAAAAAAGGAAUUGAAACAUAAUCGAAAAUGUCUUCGAAUAAAGAGGAUGGUGGAUGGAAGAAGUUUGUAUGGAAUUCGGAAAAGGGGGAAUUUUGUGGACGUACAGGGGGCAGUUGGUUUAAAAUCCUUGGGUUCUACCUAAUCUUCUAUAGUUUUCUGGCUGGGUUAUUUGUUGGCACCAUCCAGUGCUUGCUUCUCACCUUGAGUGACUACAAACCCACCUGGCAGGACAGAGUUGCACCCCCAGGCUUGUCGCACACACCGCGCUCCGACAAGUCAGAGCUCGCCUUCAACCUGAAUGAUCUGGAGACCUACUUGCCUUACACUAAGGCCAUGAGAGAUUUCCUGAGCAUGUACGAUGAGGACAAACAGCGGGACCAGAUGAAAUAUGAGGACUGCGGAGAUGAGCCCACGGAGUAUAAAUACCGUGGAGACCUGAAUAGUGACGUGGGGGUCAGGAAGGCCUGUCGCUUCCAGAGGAGCUUGCUCGGGCCCUGCUCUGGCAUCGAGGACAGAGAAUUCGGCUUCAAGGAAGGAAAACCCUGCCUUAUCGUCAAGCUCAACAGGAUUGUUAACUUCGUACCAAGGCCUCCCAGCUCCAAUGAUAGCAUCCCUGAGGCAGCCCAGUACAAGGUCCGGCCCAACGUCAUACCAAUCUUCUGCACCAACCGGAGAGAGGAGGAUGCGGGGAAGAUCGGUGAGGUGAAGUACUAUGGUAUUGGUGAAGGUUUCCCGCUCCAGUACUACCCAUACUACAGCAAGGUGCUGCACCCACAGUACCUCCAGCCACUGGUGGCCAUCCAGUUCGUCAACGUCACCAUGAACACCGAGCUGCGCAUUGAGUGCAAAGUCUUUGGCGAGAACAUCGGCUACAGCGAGAAGGACAAGUUCCAGGGACGCUUUGAACUUAAAUUACAAGUCACCAACUUAUGACCGCACUCAGGUUCAUAGCAAUUUCCCCUUUCUUCAGUAUCCCUCUCCCUUCUGAAACAUUUCUCAAAGGUAACUAAGUAAUUUAGGGACGGGGGGGGGGGGGGGGGGGGGG
Esox lucius (northern pike) is the source of this 1174-nucleotide messenger RNA. Its product is annotated as sodium/potassium-transporting ATPase subunit beta-233-like. The record is from RefSeq and is a predicted model, not a curated record. Gene Ontology annotation, biological process: intracellular potassium ion homeostasis; sodium ion export across plasma membrane; potassium ion import across plasma membrane. Bases 157 to 1062 code for a protein of 301 amino acids. Lineage: Eukaryota; Metazoa; Chordata; Actinopteri; Esociformes; Esocidae. Gene Ontology annotation, cellular component: sodium:potassium-exchanging ATPase complex. The transcript has 6 exons. Gene Ontology annotation, molecular function: ATPase activator activity.